ACAGUGUUCUUCAAGCUUUGAACAGUUUCAGAGUUCGGAGAGAGGCUUUGCCAACUCCGUCUAAAACCCCUUUAUGAAAAUUUUCAUCUUCCUAAACCCUAAUCCCUAAUUGUUAUUAGUGUUGCUGUUAUUGUUAUCUGUUUUGGUGGAUUAUUAUAAUUCAAAAUAGCAAUGAAGGAGGAAGUAAAAGGAGGAGGAGGAGCCCCAAACAGAGAACUUUAUGCACUGCUGAAUGUAUCACCAGAAGCCUCAGAUGAGGAAAUUAGAAAAGCUUAUCGUCAAUGGGCUCAAGUCUAUCACCCUGAUAAAUAUCAGGCUGCUCAAAUGAAAGAUAUUGCAACAGAGAACUUCCAGCGUAUAUGUGAAGCCUAUGAAAUUUUAUCAGACGAGCACAAGAGGCUGAUAUAUGAUAUAUAUGGCAUGGAAGGACUAACUUCUGGUUUGGAACUUGGUCCAAACCUAAAUAAGGCGCAAGAAAUUAAAGAAGAACUUGAGAGACUGCGGCGUCAGAAAGAACAAGAAAAGGUCUCAUCACAUGUUCGACCUUCUGGUUCAGUUAUGGCAAAUCUGUCUUUGCCACAAUUUUUGGAGGGUGAUGGCAUUAUGAGAGGGAUGGCUAUGGCAAGUGAAGUUCAGUCUCAAUUAUCUGAACGGAGUGGUAUUGCUCUCGCUGGGAACCUGGCAGUUGAUGGGAGUUCUGGUGGUGGCGUUGCCUCUAUUGUCUUUAGACAUCAUAUAUCUCCCGCAUCUUCCGUUGAGUUUAUGGGUUCUGCUGGGUUACGGGCAUUAAUAGGGGUACAAACUUCUCGUCAACUAUCCCAACACUCUUCUGCUACAAUGGGCCUUGCCAUGUCUUUAAAAGAUGGUUCAAUUAAUCUUUCCAACAAUUGGACACGGCAACUCUCAGAGACAACUAAUGGAAAUAUACAACUUGCAUUAGGGACAGACACAUCUAUUGGCGUUGGCUGGCAAAAGAAGGAUCAAAAAAUGUCUGCUGCUGGGGAUAUCAAGAUUGGUCCAGGUGCAGUUGGCUUAACAGCUCAUUAUACACAUCGCUUCUCCUCAAACUCCCAUGGGCGCGUUGGAGGAAGAUUUGGAAGAUUGCAGACCUACAUUGUGAAACCUUAUAAUCUGAAACGUGAGAAAAAGAAGUCGUUGGAGAAUGCUGAGAAAACUCUAUCCCAGGUUCGUGAGUCAAGGGCCACUGCUGAAAAAGCUCAAAAGUUGUUGCAAAAUGUGGCCAAUAGGAAAAGGAGUAGACAACUCGAAACUGGCGGACUUGUGGUCACAAAAGCAACUUAUGGAAGUCGUAAAGCUCUGAGAAAUAGAAGUGAAUCUGAAGAAGCAAAAGAUGAAGCUACCUCCCAAAUCAUCGAUGUUACUCUACCUCUAAAUUUCCUGGUUAAUGAGUCAGGGCAACUUAAGCUACAUGGGGGUGUAAAAAAAUCCGGAAUUAUGGGCUUUUGUGAUCCUUGUCCAGGAGAACCUAAGCAGUUGUACAUAGAGUACACCUAUGGUGGCAAUAAAUACGAGGUUACUGUUGAUGACUAUGAGGAGCUGGUGAUCCCCAAGGAAGCACACAGAAUAUAAACGUCCAUGAAAUCAGUCAGAUCCUUGGCCCCAUGAUGAAGACUUGUAAAACUUUGGGACCUCUUCACUUUUCCAAGUCUUAAACGGCCCUUUUAAGUCAUAUGAUUCCUUUUAUGGUGCGUUCCUUGGAAAAGAGGAAAAGGGAAGGAUUUUUUCAAGAUAGUUUGUAUCAGAAUUCCCUUGUGCCUCCAUAAGAAUUUGGUGUCGCUAGGAGAACAAGUGAUGGCAUGUCUUGUGGUGCUUCUGGAUAAAUAUCCGAAGCCAUUCUAUCUUCUCUUUUUGCUUUCCCGGUCAUUUUGGGAACUAACUACAGACAGAGGUAAGGUCAUUCAAUCAAGAUUUAGCCCCCCCCUCAGUUCAGUUUAGUUGCCAUAUUACACUCAACAGACAGUUACUGCCUAUGUGGUGGACUAUGGAAACUUUCAUCAAGCAUUUUGAUUCUUGCUUUGCAGCCAGGAAUCAGAUGGGUUCUGGAUGCCAACUCUUAGACUUAGUCUUUUGGCAUCUUGAUUGGCAUUUUGUAGAUACCAUAAGGAUACCAAUUUUGUAAUGUCCAGUAGGAUAAGAGUUUUUGUAUGUAUCAGUUCACGGGAUAUUUACCCGUUGCAGUGAACUUAUACACUCAUAUUUAUUUGAGAGGGGGAAAAAAAA
Molecule: messenger RNA, 2241 nt
Organism: Coffea arabica (coffee)
Lineage: Eukaryota; Viridiplantae; Streptophyta; Magnoliopsida; Gentianales; Rubiaceae
Source: RefSeq, a predicted model, not a curated record